AUGGCAGCGGAAGCACAUAUGUACGAGAAGGAGAGCAGCGGCAUCGAAAUCUACCCUCCGUCGGAGGCCAAUGGCGACUUCUCCGACUAUACCCUCAAGGACGAGAACCAGCAUGAAGUCUUCAAGAAAGAAGAAGGCAAGGUGGAUUUCCGCACAACGGGAUGGUUGCGAGCUUCGGGUAUCAUGAUCAAAGUUCAAUUUGCUCUCGGUGUGCUCAACAUCCCGAGCAAUCUCUAUGUCCUGGGUGCAUUGCCUGGCUCUCUCGUGAUAGUUGGCUAUGCCUUUCUCAACACGUACAACGGGGUGCUCUUCGGUGACUUCAAACUCCGCCAUCCUGGCAUCUACGAUGUGAAGGACGUUGCCUACGUCGUUGGUGGGCCAGUCCUCCGAGAAAUUAUGGCCGCGCUGUACAUGAUCGGAUGUGCCUUCUGCGUGGCGUCUUCAUGCGUGGGAUUGUCAGUGGCCUUCAACUCGCUCAGUCAUCAUGCUGCCUGCAGUGUGUGGUGGAGUUUCAUGUCCAUGAUGGUUAUCGCUGUGGGCGCCAGUUUCCGGAAAUUCCACACCAUCGGCUGGCUCACGUGGGCUGGGUUUCUCUCCAUGUAUGUAUCGGUCUUCAUCGUGGUUGUCGCUGUCACCACACUCUCUCGUCCCGUGGCGGCUCCUCAGACAGGACCUUACGACCUGGGCUACCAUGUGAUUGGAAAUCCCACGUUUGAAACCGGCAUGACCGCCGUCACCGGUAUCUUCGUUUCCGGUGCAGGAGCCCCGAUGAACAUUCAGGUCAUCUCAGAGAUGAGGAAGCCGGCUGAUUACCGCAAGGCUCUUUAUCUCUGCAACGUGAUUGUAAACGCCUCCUACCUCACCUUCGGUUUGGUCAUCUACCGCUGGUGCGGGAAAUGGGUCGCCAGUCCCUCUCUAGGCUCAGCCGGCCAAACCAUCAAGAUGGUUUCAUACGGAAUUGCCCUGAUCGGACUCUUUGUCGGCGCCAUUGUCUACCUCCACCUGGCCGCGAAGAUGCUUUUCGUGCGCAUUCUGCGCGAUUCGAAACAUCUCCAGUCAAACUCAGUGAUCCACUGGACCGUGUGGCUAGCAAGCACAUUUGGCAUCUGCGCCAUCGGAUUCAUUCUGGGAGAAGCCAUCCCUAUCUUCAACUACCUCAUCGCUCUGACCGGUUCCAUCUGCUUUGCCCCUCUCAGUCUCUGCUUGCCUCCGGCCGCUUGGCUGUUGGACUACUGGGGCUAUUGGAAAGGUACCUUCUGGCAGAAGAUGUUCUGGGCCGCUCAGGUCAUCAGCUUCUUGUGUGGUUGCCUGGUCAUCGUUGGCGGCACCUAUGGUACCGUCAAGCAGAUCGUCCAAGCUUACGCAGACGGCACCAUCGGGAAGGCCUUUGACUGUGCUGACAACUCCAACUCAUCUUAG
Molecule: messenger RNA, 1419 nt
Organism: Capronia coronata CBS 617.96
Lineage: Eukaryota; Fungi; Ascomycota; Eurotiomycetes; Chaetothyriales; Herpotrichiellaceae
Exons: 4
Coding region: 1-1419 (472 amino acids)
Biological process (GO): amino acid transmembrane transport
Cellular component (GO): vacuolar membrane
Molecular function (GO): amino acid transmembrane transporter activity
Source: RefSeq, a predicted model, not a curated record